GAACAGAGAAAAACCUUGAUUUAAUUACGGAAAGUAAGAGGCUGAGCCUGGUCCCAACCAAACGCCUGAAACCUAAACCAAAAGCAAAAGGCUAAAGAGUAAGGCCCCCUUCCCUUUGUUGACAUCCUCACCAAAUCUCUUGCUUUUCUUCUCUCUUGCUACUCUCCUCUAAUUUUUCACCUUCUGAUUUGUUUACAAAGGCAAACAACACAACUCGUUUUUAUCCUUAUAUAUCAGUUUGGGAAAAAAGGUAGAAGAAAUGAACGGUGAUGAUGCUCAGAGUAUGAUGGAAUCCCAGUACAUACAGAGACAUCACAGGCACAACAUCAGAGACGACCAGUGCACCUCUGCUCUUGUUAAACACAUCAAAGCUCCUGUUCAUCUCGUAUGGUCAUUGGUAAGGAGAUUUGACCAGCCGCAAAAGUACAAGCCCUUCGUCAGCAGGUGUAUAAUGAAAGGGGACCUCGGGAUCGGCAGUGUUAGAGAGGUCAACGUCAAGUCCGGACUUCCGGCAACCACCAGCACCGAACGGUUGGAACUUCUCGAUGACGAAGAACACAUUUUAGGCAUCAAAAUCGUCGGCGGCGACCACCGUCUCAGGAAUUAUUCUUCGAUCAUGACGGUGCAUCCCGAGGUUAUUGAAGGAAGGCCAGGUACAAUGGUGAUCGAAUCGUUCGUCGUGGAUGUGCCGGAAGGGAACACCACGGACGAAACUUGUUACUUCGUGGAAGCUUUGAUCCGAUGUAACCUGAAAUCGUUAGCCGAUGUUUCAGAGAGGAUGGCUGUGAUGGACCAGACAGAGCCUAUCAACCGAUACUAACUGAAAAAGGUGGAAUUGUGAUGACCAAAAAGAAAAAGACUAAUCUUUAGGAGUUUGUGAUAUAUGAUCAUCUUUCACUUUGUUAUGGAACACUCUUUUAACACCCUUUUGGUUCUUAGUUUAAAUGCUUGAGUAAGUAGUUUAUCUAUGAGAUAUCCGAAUUCAUUACAAGCCUCCAAAACUACGGUCUUAUUUGUAAAUAUUUAAGAUUAAGAAGAGAUGGGAGAAUUUUAAUUCCAUUUCCCAUAUUUGUAGCAGCAGCCAGGCCCAGCAGGAUGAAUUUGGAGAAACCAUUUGAAGUACAGAUAUGUUUUAUGAUGGUGUCUAUUUUUAGUAGUCUCUUGUUGGGAUCAUUUUUGGUAUUGCUGCUAGUUUUCAUUUUUGGAAACUUAAAAAGUAGAUAUUUGUUGAGUAGAGUUCUCAGCCUAUUGAUUUGAGUGCAGAAAAGUGUGGGUACACCAUGGAAAUGCACCAAGAUUAGCUUUUUCUGAGUCAUAAUGUUGCACAGCACGUUAACUGAUCAAAAACAUCUUGUGAUGAUCUUUGUUUAAAGUAAAAGACCUACCUUGGUGGAAACUGGAAAGACUUUUGCAUUUUCUGCAACAAAUCAACUUCAAACACGUGAGAAUGGAAGUUGGAAGAGUGAGAGCACGUCAUAGAAAGUUGGUAGAACAUAAUAAUUAUCAUUUCAUAUCCUGGAAACUUGUAAGGAUGUAACGCUUGUAGUUUUGAAGCUGUAACGAUGUCAUUGGUUGGUUCCAUUAAAAUGUUUUCUUGUGCUUUCUAUAAAUGAAGAUAAGUGGCUAACGAACUUCACGUUUCGUCUUAA
This is a messenger RNA of Gossypium raimondii (Peruvian cotton), 1649 nucleotides long. RefSeq names its product abscisic acid receptor PYL9. The transcript is spliced from 3 exons. Gene Ontology annotation, molecular function: signaling receptor activity; protein phosphatase inhibitor activity; abscisic acid binding. Bases 260 to 820 code for a protein of 186 amino acids. Gene Ontology annotation, cellular component: nucleus; cytoplasm. Gene Ontology annotation, biological process: abscisic acid-activated signaling pathway. Lineage: Eukaryota; Viridiplantae; Streptophyta; Magnoliopsida; Malvales; Malvaceae. The record is from RefSeq and is a predicted model, not a curated record.